UUACUUGAUUGACUGUAUGCUUGAAAACCCAACAAAGAUUUCUUCAGGCUCUCCAUGCCCAUUCUCCAAGGAAACCAAGCUUAAAGGGCAAAGCCAUUCAAAUUUGAAAACAGACAGCAAAUUCCAAAAAGUGAGGCUUCUUCCAUGCCUACCUUUCUUCUUUUGAGCUUUUUGUCUCUUGCUUUCUAAACAAACCUUCUGUUAACCCUCUAAUUCUAACAUUCUCAUAUUCUACUUGUGGGCAAUCUUUGUUUUUGGCUGUAGAAGCACAAACAACAAAACAACAAAUGUAUCCUAAAGUGAAGGUGAGGCUACAAGAACAAGAUGAUUAUUUUUCCCCCCAAAAUCAUCACAGGACAUUGCUGUUGACAAAUGCCUCUGAUGAAUCUGUCCCUGGGAAGGAGAUUCAAAGCUGUUCUCCGCCAUCAAUUGCCAUAACCAAGAAGGCUUAUGUCUCCAAGCUACGGGGACACUCCAUUUCUUCAUCCAAAGAAGAGAACAGCAGAAAUCCUGGUAAGGCUGCAAAACCAGCUGAUGCUAGAGCUUGUUCAAUCCUUCGUCCCCGUGCCGUCUUAUCUAGCCCUGAAAAUGAUGGGAUGAUUGGAAGCAGAAACAAGCUGGUUGAUAAAAAGUCUUUGGCUGUCAAAGUGCAUAACACAAAAGAGAAAGUGGCAGCUGCCCAAAAGCCCCAGCAACCCAAGAUCGUCCAAAGUCAGGUGAAGAAGGCAGCAAGGCCUAUGAACAUGACGAAAAGGCUCCAACAAAGCGUUGAUAAAAAGAAUGGGGUUGUGCAGAGUAGAAUUCAAAAACCCAUGAUGGAGAAACAGCAAGCAAGCCUUGGAAUGAGAAAACCAAGUUUCACUUCAACUUAAUGUUCGA
This is a messenger RNA of Prunus avium (sweet cherry), 879 nucleotides long. RefSeq lists its product as uncharacterized. Lineage: Eukaryota; Viridiplantae; Streptophyta; Magnoliopsida; Rosales; Rosaceae. The record is from RefSeq and is a predicted model, not a curated record.